AUGGAGCUUCCAAUGUCGUUUCACUUGUUUCUCCUGUUCUUUGGUGGUUUUUCUUACGAGUGUGGUUCUGAGGAUCGAAGUCAUGAUAUGAUAAUCCAGGUUCUACUGCAAGAAUUACAAUCUCGAGUAUCAGAGUUGGAAAUAGUCAUUAAACAUCAGAAUGAAAUAAUUCAGGACCAAAACAACAGACUUACGAAACUUGAAAAAUUAACUACAUCCGAGAAUUCUAGAGGAAAAUCUUUGGAGUACUCUAACCAAAUAGAUGAUAAAACUGAUACAGGAAGUUCCAUGCUGACUCCUACACUAAGACCUAAUCAAACAACCAUUGAAUUAAACGAAGAAAAUGUUCAUUUACCUCAAAGUGGACUAUUAAAAGGGAACCAAAAGAUUAAGAAAGAGUCGCCACGAAUUAGAGCAGUGCAGUCCAUUGCGUUUUAUGCUCACAUGAGUGCCAAUUUGAGAGCCCCUGGUGGACAUCAAACGCUUAUUUUUGAUACAGUCAAAACAAACCAAGGGAAGGGAUACCAUCCUCAUGUCGGAGUUUUCAUCGUCCCUAAAUCUGGUACCUAUUUUUUCACCUGGACAAUGUCUCUCGGGGCUUCAGCUUCUCUUUCUACAGAACUGGUGGUUAACAAUGUCGCAAGUGGCGCGAUUUAUAUUCAUACGAGUCCAGAUCAGCGUGACAGUGCUACGGGAAACCUUAUCCUUUCUGUUAACGUAGGGGAUGAAGUCAUUAUUCGCACAGGGGAUUCUUUCAGUUCUGCACAAAUCCUAAGUGAUGGAUACAGCAGAACGGAUUUUUCUGGAUUUCUAAUCGAAUAA
Saccostrea echinata is the source of this 822-nucleotide messenger RNA. Its product is annotated as cerebellin-3-like. The transcript is spliced from 2 exons. Gene Ontology annotation, molecular function: protein binding. The record is from RefSeq and is a predicted model, not a curated record. Lineage: Eukaryota; Metazoa; Mollusca; Bivalvia; Ostreida; Ostreidae. The coding region runs from base 1 to 822 and encodes 273 amino acids.